AUGCCUCGAAUACCUACCUCACUACUUCUCAAGGCCUAUCGAGAGAACUCUCUUCUACCCAUCCUCCUCAAGGAAUGCCGGUCGCUUGACUCAGCCCGUAAUGAACUCCGAUGGCUCCGAGAACGCGCUGUUCGCGACGUUCAGGAACACUCCCGCCAGGCCACGAGGACACGACAAGGAUGGCGGACACGCCUACGGGCGAUGUGCCACAAGCGCUCACGGGGAGUUCCAUUGCAGUAUAUCCUCGGUGACCAACCAUUCGGAGAUCUAGAAAUCCUCUGUCGACGAGGGGUUUUGAUCCCAAGGUCUGACACGGAAUCAUAUACAUAUGAAGCAGCCAGACUCGUCCGCCAAAUGGCGGUAGAAACGUGCAAAGAUAGCCCGUCGCCAUCUGGCAGCAAGAGACCGCUUCGAAUCCUCGAUCUGUGCACGGGCACAGGCUGCAUAGCGCUCCUUUUGCAUGCGCUCCUCGCGCCACAGUUCGAGCGUAUACAGAUUAUGGGCGUUGAUCUCAGUCCCAUAGCAUUGAACCUUGCCCAACGAAACUUGGAGCACAACAUCGGCCUGGAUGUUCUGGAUCGUCGCGCGCGUGAGGAAAUUCAAUUUCACCGUGGAGAUGUGCUACGUCGCAAUGGCAUCGCCAAUCCCAGCACUGGUACCAGCGCCGGUGGUGACGCUAUUCCAACCGUGGAAGAACUUCUAUCCCAGCAUACCACACAAUCUGAACGUGACUCCAAAUCAUCGGAUGGAUCACCACUCCCCAAAAUCGACCUCUUAAUCUCCAAUCCACCCUACAUUUCACACUCCGACUUCCACAACGGCACCACGUCACGGAGUGUACGGCUUUUCGAGCCCCGACUGGCACUAGUGCCGCGUACCGAUACCAACAUCGAUAGCAAUGCUAUCAGCCAAGAAGGCGAUAAACCCGAGGAUAUAUUCUACCGCCGGAUCCUGGAAUUAUCGCAGGAUGUACAGGCUAGCCUUACGAUCCUGGAAUGUGGGGAUAAGAUGCAGGCUGAGCGGGUUGUUGAAAUGUUUCGGGGUAAUAGCCCUGCACUGGGUGAUGGCGGUGAGACUGAUGGUGUGUUUACGGCGGAGGUUUGGCCUGCUACGGAGGAGGAUUGCCUGGCUAAUGGGUUUCAUGUGAGGGAUGGAUCGAGGUGUGUUAUUAUCCGGAAGGGAGGAUGUUAG
Messenger RNA from Penicillium daleae, 1191 nucleotides. Its product is annotated as N5-glutamine methyltransferase family protein. The coding region runs from base 1 to 1191 and encodes 396 amino acids. Gene Ontology annotation, cellular component: mitochondrion. Gene Ontology annotation, molecular function: methyltransferase activity; nucleic acid binding. The transcript has 2 exons. The record is from RefSeq and is a predicted model, not a curated record. Gene Ontology annotation, biological process: methylation. NCBI's taxonomy places the organism in Eukaryota, Fungi, Ascomycota, Eurotiomycetes, Eurotiales, Aspergillaceae.